Molecule: messenger RNA, 705 nt
Organism: Malus domestica (apple)
Lineage: Eukaryota; Viridiplantae; Streptophyta; Magnoliopsida; Rosales; Rosaceae
Molecular function (GO): nucleic acid binding; RNA-DNA hybrid ribonuclease activity
Source: RefSeq, a predicted model, not a curated record
AUGCAGGAGUUUGCCUUUGGGUUACGGAGACUGUGGAAAAACAGAAACGAGGUGGUUUUUAAUGGUGUGCAUAGGCAGCUCUUGGAACUUUUGGAGUCCUGGAGCAGGAACAUCUCUGAAUUCAGAGACGCUACGCUCAGUGCGACUGAGGGAAAACAGCCUAGGUGUCGACCGAUGAUCUCGUCCUUGGACCGUGGGGGUUGCAGAUGGGAGAAGCUGGCGUUCGGGGUCCUAAAGGUCAACACCGACGCCUCGUGGUGCAAGACCACUCUCCGCACGGGGGUGGGAUGGGUUUGCCGUGACUUUGCGGGACUUUUUCAUGGUGCGGGGGGAUUGGGUGUUGAGUUGUGUCACUCUGCGACUGCUGGGGAAGCCUCUGCAAUUAGGACUGCUCUCAUGGCUUGCAUUGACUACGGGUAUGACAAUGUUGUUAUUGAAUCUGAUGCCAAGGUGAUUAUUCAAAUGCUUAGGCAUGAGCUGCCUCAUGAUUUCAAUCUCGAAUGUAUUCUUGGUGAUAUUGAGGUUCUAGUGCGUAGGUUGAGGUCUGUUUCGUUCUCUUCCGUGCCUAGGGAGAGCAAUGUUGCUGCUCACUCGGUUGCUAAGUUUGUUUUCAAGGAGGGUCGUGAAUUUGGGUGGGACUGUAUUAGGCCUGAAUUCUUGUUUAACAUCCUAGCCCAGGAUGUAAAUCUCUCUAUUCGUAUCUAA